Molecule: messenger RNA, 735 nt
Organism: Nipponia nippon (crested ibis)
Lineage: Eukaryota; Metazoa; Chordata; Aves; Pelecaniformes; Threskiornithidae
Source: RefSeq, a predicted model, not a curated record
CCGCCUGACCCGCCUUCCAUGGGCGCUCUUGUUGCCUCCGCAGAUGAAAGAAACAAUCAUGAACCAAGAAAAGCUCGCCAAGCUGCAGGCCCAAGUGCGCAUCGGUGGCAAGGUAAAUAUGUUUACCAACCAAGGAACAGUCGUUCACUUCAAUAACCCUAAAGUUCAGGCAUCUUUGGCUGCUAACACUUUCACUGUCACCGGCCAUGCUGAGACAAAGCAGCUGACAGAAAUGCUUCCUAGCAUCUUAAAUCAGCUCGGAGCUGACAGUCUGACCAGCCUGAGGAGAUUGGCAGAAGCUCUACCCAAGCAACCUGUGGAUGGAAAAGCACCACUUGCUACCGGUGAAGAUGACGACGAUGAAGUUCCAGAUCUUGUUGAAAACUUCGAUGAAGCUUCAAAGAAUGAGGCAAACUGAACUAAGUGUCACUUUCUGAAUAAAGUUAAAACUUGAAAAAGCUACAUGGAGCUGCUAUUUUAUAUUGUGACUGCUUUGAUUUUAUUUUUAUUUCCUGAUGAGAUCUCAAGAUCUGUGAUAUUUGGAAACUCCUUGAACCUGCAGCUCUUUAGUUACUGCUUGUACACAAUAUUAUUUUUGUGGCCUGAUUGAACAAACCUAUGCUUUGAAAUAAGUCAGAUUGCUAAUGAAUCUCUGCCUAGACACAAUUUUUGAGUAACUUGUAUACAAGCAAAACCUCAUCUUUGAUGAACUUUGGCAUACAAUAAAAACAUAAA